AUGUCUUCUUCUGGAGGUAGCGCCCCUGGCGAGUUUGCCCACGGAAAGGUCGACCCCCAUGAGGCUGGCAAGAAGGGCGGUCUCGCGUCUGGAGGCGGCCCCACCGGUGGCAGCGACAGUAACACCUCCAGCUCCGGCGGUGGCAGUAGCGGCAAUACCGGUGGCAGCCAAAAGGGCGAGUUUGCUCACGGCAAGGUUGAUCCCUCCGAGGCCGGCAAGAAAGGUAAGCCAACGCUGCAUUCAGCUGUGACGUGGAUCAUUCGAGCUGCUGCUGACGAGGUCACAGGAGGCUCGACCUAG
Molecule: messenger RNA, 300 nt
Organism: Cladophialophora carrionii CBS 160.54
Lineage: Eukaryota; Fungi; Ascomycota; Eurotiomycetes; Chaetothyriales; Herpotrichiellaceae
Exons: 2
Coding region: 1-300 (99 amino acids)
Source: RefSeq, a predicted model, not a curated record